Molecule: messenger RNA, 832 nt
Organism: Symbiodinium necroappetens
Lineage: Eukaryota; Dinophyceae; Suessiales; Symbiodiniaceae
Source: the annotation of a GenBank genome assembly
GACUGUCCUCUACUCGAAGGCUGCCACUCAGCAGCUGUCAGUUUCGGCGGACAUCACUGGUGAGGCACUGAAGGAGAGGCUUCGCGAAGCCUUGGGCCUGGAUGCAGAGGUGACUUUGGCGCUGAGCUUCCAAAACGGGUCACGAAACUCCGUGAAGAAAGUCUUGGAAGCACAGCAAAGCCUUGGCGAGCAGGGCGUCGAAGACGGCGCUUCGUUGACAGUUAAGGCUGACGCCGUGGAGGUUCGGCCGGAGAAUUCCUUCCUACGGGAGUCCAUUCGCAACAACGGUGGCAACAGCUACUACUAUGCGCACGCCAACGAAAAGGAGCUUCCACCGGAGCUCCGCUACGUGUAUGGGGGCGAGCCCAUCAAGCUUGAGUCCCAAAAUGCGGACUCAGGCGAUGCGAUUAAGGCGUCUGCUGCCCGGCCCCUGACAAAGUAUUCCUGGGCAGACGAGGGCGACUUUGUCUGCAUCUACGUCUCCGCCGAGGGAGAGCCUGAGGCGAUUGAGGCAGCCACUCGCGGAGAAGUGAAGGUCAGUUUUGAUGUGCGUUCGGUUGAAGUGCGCGUAUGUGAUGGCGCCAAGGAGUUCGCUCUCAGCCUCAAGCAGCUGGAGGGCGAAAUUGUCGCGGAGGAGUCCAAGCACCGCGUGAGCGCAGGGAAGAGGAUAAGCCUCAAGAUGAAGAAAAAGAGGACUGCACAGGCCUCAGGAUCGUGGGAGUGCUCCCAACCGGAGUUUGCCGGUCUCCGCCUGUUUCACACUCUCUGCUUUUUCAGUUCUUGCAGGCAGACUUGUUCCGAAAGCUCGUUUUGGAGGAUCUCUCUGCCUUGA